ACUUGCCGUCCUUUGACCUCACGCGUUCCACUGCACGAAACGACGACAUCAUCGGCCACCCGCCCGCAUCGUGUGUGGGACUUUUGCCCUCGUCCAAGCCUCGAUAACGCCACGACUACCAAGUGUUCCUCUUUCUGCUCGGCGACUCGGACAACAACUGAACCAAACCGAGGCGACCGUCUUCUACCGCGCGCGACGCCUAACAUGAACCUGCCCACCGAUCUAUAGCCCCUUGCCUUAUCGCCCUACGAGUUCGAACAGUCCCCGCUCAAGAUGUCUGCUGCCGAAGCAAUCGAGCAGUCCAACGCGAUGAACGAACCCAUUUCCCCGCGUCAGGACGCGCCGCCCAUCCAGCAGGCGAUCCAGACCCUCGGUGCCCUCAACCCUCUCAACUCUCUCGACAUGCCGGCCGACCCCGAUGCUCAAGCUACCGUAACCGAUUUCCUCGAUUUUACCGAAUACCUUCCAGCAGACAUAUUGCGCUCCCUCACCCUCAUCGGCAAGCUCGACGAGACCCACGUCAACGCGUCCACCAAAGUCCACGAACUCGCCACCAAAUGGUCUCAACUACCCAACAUCCCACCCCCCGAGCGGACCAGUGCCGUCGAUGUGCGUGCCAACAUCUCCGAACAGCUUCAGCAAGGCAUGAAUGCCCGUGUUUCCGCCCACGCGGAAGCUGUACGAAUGGAUGGAGAGGUUAAACGACACCACAGUCGCAUCAAAACCAUUCUCGCCAAGCUGGAGACCAUGUUUGAGAACUACCCGCCCCCAGAAGAGAUCAAGAGUCCUGUUGCAACGUUCAAGUCGCCCCAGGCAGCGGCAGGGUCGAAGGCACCCCUAAGACUGGAUGGUCAGAAACCUCGACGACAUGCGAUCCCACGAAUCACAGUCCCUGGAGAAGUUUUGGCGCCAUACGAGCUCAAUUAUGAACCGUUUACCAGCGACAGCGAGAGCAGCUCCGAGGACGAGGAUGUGGCAUCUCUGUCCACCAGCCGUGUAACCCCAGCACCCCAGCCACGUAUCAAGGUUGUGAAGGCUCCUGCCCGACCCCCUAAAGCUGGAAAGGCACCCAAGCCAAGGACAUCCGUACCUCCGCCGCAUGUUCCGGGGGGCGAGCAACCGCUAUCUACGAGCGCUGCGCUGGCACAGCUGGGUCCGCCUCCAGUGAACCCUGUCAUCGGCAGCCCGGACGCUCCUUGGGGUCAGCUUACACCGUUCGAACUCGCCAAGCUGAGGAAGAAGAUGAAGAAGAAUGCGGCAUGGACCCCCUCCGUCACCAUGAUCGCUCGAGAACUCCAAGCGUUGGGCCGCGGCUAUGAAGCCUUCAAAGCUGCACAGCAAAAAGCGGAACAAGAGGGUAGGGUCUUUGAAGGAAAGAUGCCUGUUCCGGUCAAGAACCCUACCACUGGAGAGAUGCAGAUGCCCGUGGGCGCGGUCUCGGAAGAGGCUUUGGCUGCAGACGAGGCGAAUACCUAUAAUCGUGGCAUGAAGUUGAACGAGGCCAAGAAACUCAAGAGAGUCCAGUUGGCACACCAGGCUGCGAUUGAGGCUGAAGAGUCGGCGAAGCUCCUGGACAAUGUUGCCCGGAUAUUGAUGAACAACUCGCAGCCUGCCAUUGCCCAGCCAACCCCAACCCCUACGAUAGUCAACAACAGCCGACCUAAGCAACCGAAGAAGCGCAAGAGGGAGUCUGUCAUCGAGGCCGAUGCGACGAAACCGGAGUCGCAGAUCAAGCGGAUGAAGAACGAGACUCCUGUCCCUACUCCGCAGCUAAAUCUUCAACCACACCAAAGGACGGCAGUGCCUACACCUGUCCUGCAUUCUACAACCCCCAUCCCUCUCCCCAUUCACGCCCAAGAUCACUCCAGCGCUGUCAAAUCUAGUGCCUCCGUCGCUUCGGCGACAUCUCCCGCCCCAAGCAGCAUCGCCGGUAGUUCCAGUGCGGCACCUCCAGUUCCGCCCAUAAAGCUACCACCCGCUGAAACCCCGAUCCCGCCGCCGCUACGGUCGCCCAGAAAGUCUACAACUCCGAUUCUUCCUCCUGUUAGAGAGACGAGGAAGACGCAAAUGACUCGCACCCAAGAGCAGCAGCCACAACAACCGACAACACAACCGCAACCGCAACCACUACAACAGCAGCAACAGCAGCAGCCGCCGCAACGGCUGCCGCAGCAAAACCAACCACAACAGAAACAACAACUACAGGUGCAGCAACAGCAAAAGGAAAUACAAAGUGCGUCUCGUGUAACAACUCCAGCUGCAGAUGUACCUAGUCACACACCAGAUCAAGAGGAACAAGCAGUAUCCACAACAGUGACUGCGCCUCCCAGUGUGGCAUCAACCACAUCUAUUCGUCGCAAGGCUUCUAGUUUAGAACCCCAGGCUUCUCUUGCAUCAGAUCGCCCUCGUCGCACAAGUACUGCCCGGAACACCCCUGCACCAGACAAGGCUCCGGCAGAGACUACCACAACCACACGGACGACCGGAAAGCGAACCAAAAGACCAGCGCCAGGUGUUAUUAGUCGGACUGUGAGCGGCGGCAAUAGUGCUGUUGGGAAACGAAAAGCCGCGCCGAAGAAGAGCGCCCGCACCGGGAAGGGUAAGGACAAGGCAGCUGUGGAAGGUCGACAAACAGCGGCGGCAGUAGCAGCAACGACAGCCGCCGCCGGAGCCAAAAACGAGAUGGAAGUUGAGGUGGAUGACGAGGGGAACGUGAUCGAUCCCGACGAGCCGAGGUACUGCCUAUGCAACCGUGUGAGCUUUGGGAUAAUGAUUCAAUGUGAUAACGUCGAUAAAUGCCAGCAGGAAUGGUUCCAUCUCGAAUGCGUAGGACUCACCGCGAUUCCGGCGAGGACGACGAAGUGGUAUUGUCCCGACUGUCGCAAGGCGCUCAACAUUGGCGAGAAGGGCGAAGUCAGUGCCAGAGGCAUCAAGGCCUAGAGAACUGGAGGCAUUAGUGCCUACGUUGAGAGCCCAGGGGGCUAGAGCGCUAAGAGAGGCCUUGAGAUACCUCUAGGGUCCGUGGGAUGUUUUGUUUCCUGUCUUGUUCAGUACAGCGUGGAGCCAAGCUGGUUGCGUGAUGGCAAUGCACUGGGGCGUUGGUUUUCGGUUGGGAAGGCGCUGAUGCGUUAGAAGUCAUUUGGCAGCGCGUUCUGGCAUUUAUAACCUCAGCCUGCCAGGUGGAUUAUCGAUUCCUUUUCACCAUACAUGGCGAUUAAUUAACCUUUCAGAGUAGGACAUUGGGCUACAGACUUUAGUAACAUGACUAUGACAGAUCGGACUGUUAGUAGUUAAGCUCAAAGGCUCACCAAAAAGAGGGCACUUAUACUGCUUGGAAAUGGCCCUUGUUAUGGAGCGAGAAUGUAUCCCAUAGCGGAAGUUGACGGGCGAGAAAGCUGCGACGAACAUGUAUAUUGUUUUAUACAACCAUAGUAUACCAGGUGUUCUUAUGCGAUGCACACGAG
This is a messenger RNA of Neurospora crassa OR74A, 3464 nucleotides long. RefSeq lists its product as hypothetical. Gene Ontology annotation, biological process: regulation of DNA-templated transcription. NCBI's taxonomy places the organism in Eukaryota, Fungi, Ascomycota, Sordariomycetes, Sordariales, Sordariaceae. Bases 274 to 2940 code for a protein of 888 amino acids. Gene Ontology annotation, cellular component: Rpd3L complex; Rpd3L-Expanded complex; nucleus. The transcript is spliced from 2 exons. The record is from RefSeq and is a predicted model, not a curated record.